AUGGCCCCGGCGCAACUGCUACCGUUGACGGCGGGAUCGACUUCGGACGGCGAGGGCGAUGACGACUGGUUGGAUGACGCUGCGCCGCUAACGCAGAGGCAGAUAUCCCUGCUGACGCUCAAGCUGUCGCUGGAUGAUGCACAAGAGCUGCAGCGUGCAGCGCGGAUGGAGGACGACAUGCUGGAGGAGGAUGCGUUUCUGGAUGCACAGCGCGCGGCGCUCGCGGCGGACGAGGCAGCGACAGCCAAGGCGGCGGCGGCGGCGGCGGCGGCGGCGGCGGGGUCGGGGGAAGUGGCGGGGGCGGGGGCGGCAGCAGCGGCGGCGGCUCCGUCGGCGGCUGAAGAAAGCAGCGAUGGACGUCGGGCGUCACCGGCGGUUGUCGACGUCUUUGGCGACGCACAGACAUCGAGCAAGGAGUUUUCACUGGAUGGCCUCGCCGACCAGGAUGUCGAGGACGCACUGGGCGCUCCCGACACCUGGGCCGGCACCUCGCCCGCAGACUCGAUCGAGGACGACUUUGAGGCUUUUCUCGCUCAGGCGCAGGCGAGCAUGGCAUCAUCCAAGGCCGUCACCACACCGCCACCACACGUUCCGCGCAUCGCCGGCCCGAACGCCACCACGCCCGAGCCGCGGGCUAGAGAGACGCGCGAGCCGGCGCCGCUGCUCCAGCUGUAG
Thecamonas trahens ATCC 50062 is the source of this 675-nucleotide messenger RNA. RefSeq lists its product as uncharacterized. Bases 1 to 675 code for a protein of 224 amino acids. The record is from RefSeq and is a predicted model, not a curated record. Lineage: Eukaryota; Apusomonadida; Apusomonadidae. The transcript has 2 exons.